AUGCCCACUCAAAACCAUGAGAAACUAAUGCUUGUCUCUCAAAAUUACGACCACACGAUAGGCAGGAAGAUGUUGGAGAUCGCACUGACCGCCUCCAAUGAGGAGCAACGAAAAUGGGCCACAAGAUUUGUGGAGGUCUUGCUAUGUUGUGAUGAAUGUGAGUUUUGGGCCGGAAAUAAAAAAAAAAUUUUUUUUCCGAUUUCAAUGUCGUGUUUGCAUUUCCAGCCGAUCCAGCUGACCGUAAAAUGGACUGGGCAAUAAGUUUGCUGAUCAACCAACUGGUCGAUCCGUCCCCGAAAGUGCAACGAUCCGCCUUGUUGGUUCUGUUCAAAUGGCUCCCAGUAAGUCUAAAAUGCGCUUAAAAUUGUGGCCUUAUUUUGUUCAGAAAUACCCAAAAAAGUCCGGAUUCUUGGAGCACAUUCGUAUUAGCGAUUUUGGAGAGGCCGGCGAAUUGCUUGAGGCCGUUUUUAUGGCCGAUGAGGAAGUGGUGAAAAAGGAUCAAAAAAGAGCAAAAGACGCAAUUUCAAGGUGGAUGAAGGUGAGAAACGGGGAUGAUAAGUCGUUAAAAGAGCUUUACGAUAAGUUUUGGAAAGAAAAUUUGAUUGCCGGAGGCAUAUUUUGCAAGAAAUUUUAGAUUUUUUGAUUAAAAUUGGGGUUUAAAGGGAAAAAGUGUAAAAUACGAAAAUUAUACGUUAUCUUUGGGGUUGAUGGUGAUCUCUGAGCCUCUAGAUCUUUAUGUUAUAAAAAAUCAUUAUUGAAGCUGGCGUAUUUUACUCUGAAAUUGAGAUUUUUUGUUAAAAACGGGGUGUUUUUAGGGAAAUUGGAUGACAAAUGAAAUUUUCGCCUAUAACCCGUGGAUUUUUUGAUCAAAACUGUAGUCCAGACGGUCAUUGUUUGGUUAGGUAUUAAUCUCGCCAUCUUUCAGGGAUUCGCAAGCCAGUACGUCCGUAUUUUCGAAGACGACCUCCUCUUAGCUAUGGGGUUCCCGAAAAGAAGUUUGGACUACGGAUUUGCAAGGCACAGCACGAUUCAACGCAAGUAAGUUGCAUGGAAAUUACUAUAGGUUCUUUAGAGUACCAGCCCAUAUGAUUGUCCCAUGCCAUUUGUUCGACUCACUAACCCAACAUCAAUUUGGACUUCGGUUAUUGGUCGAAUCUGAUGCACGCCAAUUUAUUUUCUUCUACAAAAAAUCAAAAAAAUAAUUCGUGUCAAGUGUCUCCCUGGCCGGUUUGGUCAAGUGUUUCCCUCCGUAAAACACCUACCGUAUCUUGGCAGAAAAAAAGUCAAUCAUCGCAGAAAUUGCACAAAGUAAAGAAGAAUAACAGACAAAUCGAAAAAUGUACACUCAAGACAGAAAAAAAAAAAAUCUCUGCCAUAUUUGGCGGCAUCUUUAAUGUUUACCGCUGGAGUAAGGUAAUUUAUUUCGUUCAUAGCAUUUUUUUGAGGCUCCGUACCUUAACUUUUGAGUCUAUAGAAUUGUAGAUUUUUUCAUGCUCUAUCAGAUGGGCAUAGUUUUUUUAAACUUUUAGAGAAGCCGCGGGUGUUACAAGUCAAAAAUUGUGAAAUUUUGAAUUUUUCCAGAUGAGUUUUAACUUAUUCUCGCAAUCUGAGAGCGGAAUCAGCUUCGCAAGGAAUACCAGCAUAGACAGGAAGAGACAGCGGGAUCUGAGGCUCCAGAAAAUGCGUGAAUCCAAGCGCUUGAAGCAAUUGACCGCCGACCAGGACGAUUCUACAGUAACCCAAAAUAAUGGAAAUUUCACCUUUUCCACCAAUGAGGUAUGUUUUUUCUCUGAGAUUGCUUCUGUUUUUAGAUAUUACAUAGAAUCUAACGUGCGCUUUCAAAUGCCGUUGAAAAUUCGAAAAUCGGCAGCGUACUUUUUGAGAAAAACGGGUUCAAAAUAAGGGUCCUAAGGGCAAAAAAAUGGAAACUUCGAGUUUUCAUGCUGUUUUCGCUUUCAGAACGCUCUAAAUGACAUCACAAAUGCUUCGGUCACUCCAAAAAGGACUCCCACGUCUCGAAUGAAUGGUCAGCGUGAACGGGCGGCCGUGGCAACUGCCUCAGGAAAAAAAGUUCGGGAACUCACGGAAGAAGUGGAAAAACUGCAAAAAAAAGUUGAUGAUCUGACGGAAAUUCACGCUCAUGAUAUGUGGCGAAUUAAAGAAAUGGCAGACGAGAUAAAAAAGUUAAGAAAAAAAUUAGACAGUCGUCCAGAAGAACAAAAAAAUCGUAAAAAAGUUGAGGAGUACCGGUCACCGGGCUACCAAAAAAACAUAAUAAAAAAAUUGGAGACUGAAAAGCUUGGAGAAUCGUUUAAAAUUGUGCCAAAAGACGGUGAAAUGGAAAAAAAAAUUUCCGAUGAUGACGCAAUCGCACUGCGAGCAGCAGCCGGUUUAACGGACGAUCAGUACCGAAAAUGUCAAAUGUUAUCCGGAAAGGAAUGGCCCAAACUCUACGCAAUGAGGGAUCUGGAAGACAAAAGAGUUGAAGCUGCUGGAGGCGUAUCAAACUUCGAAUAUGUAAACUCGGAAGGCAGAAAAAUCCCGAUGAUCUGGAGAACCGAACCAGCCAAAGUUUUCGAAGCCUACGUCAAGUCACUGGCAAAAAACACGUGGAAUGGCGUCAUCCCAAGUGAGUUACACCUUGUUUUAUCGGGAGACAAAGGCGGAGACAACCAAGCUGAGUGGUUUAAGUUGGGAUGGUCUAUCCCAACGAACGUUCCAAAGCCGCAAAGCCCGACGAACUACGUAGUUAUGGCCAUGUACAACGCAAAAGAAGAGUCAAAGGAGCUUGUUGGAAUUGCUGGUAAGAGUUAAUUCAAGUCUUUGAAUUCGCUUAUAGGUGAAAGUUAUUUCAACUUUGCGAAUUCGAUUGUUAAUGCCGGUGGUUACGAAAUGGAUGGCCAGUGGAUUGCCGUAAAAGUCCUCUGGGUAUCGGAUUUGAAGAUGAUUCCCGUCGUUCUGGACGUUCCACACACAUCUAGCAACGACUUUUGCCCUAUUUGUGUGUGCAAACGCAAACCAGUUCGAGCCGCACCACAGUUUCGACCAUAUCGAAUAUAUUCCGACGACCGCCUGCUUCAGAUAGAACCCGAAAAUCUCGUUAUACCACCUCUACAUGUAUUACAUGGAAUGGUAAACACUGCAUUAAACCAGUUAAGGACAAGACGCAACGUGAUGUAAUGCUUAAAAAAACUGGUUGUCUGGUCGGCUACCGGCAAAGCUCGUUGAUGGAUGGAAGAAAUGGUAGCCGAUUCCUAAAGUGGGCCGUUCAAAAUCCAGAAGAAGUUCCAGAAUAUCAAGCGGUAUUCGCAGCACUUCAUGAAGUACAGAAAUGGGCGACUGCGGAGGAUUACGCAAUCGACUAUGACGCCUUUGAUGCACUAACCGCAGAUAUUGAAGCGUUUACAACUGCAUGGAGGCGCCACGGAUUGCCCACAACCAACAAGUUCCAUUUGCUCGAAUCUCACGCCCGGGACUUCAUUGUCACCUAUGGCACGUGGGGAAAAUUUGGUGAACAGUGCUUGGAAUCGAUGCACCACGUCGGAAAUAUUCUUUCUGAACGCUGCUUUGGAGUCAAUACUCCAGAUAAGGCCCGACAGUUCUUCAUGAGGCGAAAUUUUUUAACCGCCACCAGCAAUACCAGUCAAUUUCAACCAAAGUCCAAGCCAAACCGCUCAAGACUUAGUCAAUCCAGCAAAUCCAGUCAACCAAUCUACGAGUACAAUGACGACAGUGAUAUUGACGUUACAUCUUAAUUAUAUUUUCCCAUAUUUACCUCAUAUUUACCUGUAAAUUUAAAGAAUUAUCAAUAAAAAUGAAAAAAAAUCUCAAAUUUUACCUUUAUUUAUUACGCAACAGCUGCCAUGAUGCGGUGGUACAGUCCCCUUUUCCGAAAACACAUAAAAUUCUACACUAACUUCUCUUUUCACCGGUUGUUUUCACCCAAAAAAGAUUUUUUGUCGUUUUCGUAUAAAAUGGCAACCAACAUUUUCACAAAGCUCGGGCGCAGCUCACAAAAAUAGUUUUUGAAGAAAAUAAAUUGGCGUGCUGAUGUUUUACAUCAGCUGGGCACGAUUUUGAGGAGGAAUUUGAGAAUCGCCGAUCUGGAUGAGUUGAAUGGGGCGUUGUUAUCGCUGGGUAACAUCAUUGGCAAUUUGGAAGAACGUAAGAAGGGAUUUGAUGUUGAAGCCAGGGCGCAGCUUGCGAAUAAAAAAAUCGGCUUUGAAGCUAAAGGUUGCAAUGAAAAAUUAUAUUUUGGGCAUGAGAGGUUUGGAAAUUAUCGAAUUAAACCGAUUGCUUAAAAUUUGUAGCCAAUUUUAGUUGUAUGCCCGGGCGCAGCUCGCCGAAAUAGAAUUUUUUUAGAAAGGCGCAGAGAUUUAUUCUAUUGGCAUGUAAUCGUAUCUGGUUAAGUGUGUAAAAUACGAUAGUUAUUCGUUCCCGUUAUUUUUUCGAUAUUAGACUGGACGCAGCUCGCCGAAAAAAAAUUAAAAUUUUUACCGAUUUUUUUAUUUUUCGUUUUUUAGAUGACCUCCAAGGAAUCGUUGAGCCAGACACAGUCCAAAAAAUUGUAUUUUUGGCCGAGAACUGCCCGCAUUUACAUGUCCGCGGAGUGGCAUUCAUGGCCAUAAAUUUGAUUGCCAAAUCGGAAUAUGGAACCCAAAAAUUGAUCGAAGCCGAAUGGGAAGUUAACAGAAGACCUGAAAUGCAGACUUUGUACGAAAUGAAGAAACGAAAUGAGCAUUUUGGAAUUUUGGAAAGUCCAAAAUUUGAACCGAAGUUUCAAAAAGCUCCGAAGAAGAAUUCAAGUCCGUCGUUGAGUCCGAAAAUGCGACCAGCACGGUCGGAUUCAAUGUUUAUGAGGGCUGGAAAUGAAGCAUUGGCUGCGUUGAGAGCGAAGUAAGUAACUUUUGAGGGGGUUUUUUGCGACUUUUGAACAGUUUUGGGCAGACAUGGCAAAAGGGGCCGGGCCCGGGGCCCUUCGGGCCCCAGGCCCGGCCCCCGAAAAGUUGGGCCCGGCCCGGCCCUUUUCAAAAUUUUCAAAGCCCGGCCCCGGGGCACCUUCGGCCCGGCCCGGCCCGGCCCUGAGGGGUCUUACGGCCCGGCCCGGCCCUCAAAGGUCUUAAAGCCCGGCCCGGCCCGGCCCUUUUUUUCAUUACUCUAAAUUUUGCAUUUUGAUUGCUAUUUUUUUGUUUUAAGAUGUUACCACGAAGUUUUCGGUGUUUUACUUGAUACAAACGGCCAGCGGUUUCUUUAUAGGACCAAUAAUGAUGAAUAAUUGGAGAAUUUUUAUCCAGAUGUCAUGGAUAAUAUAAUUUACCUUCUCAAAUGCUAUGCAUUGGUUUUUCCUGGAGUCUGGCGAUGGAUUUGACAAUCAAAUGGCCUGUCUGAUGUUUUCAAUUUACUUUCACGACCUUCUUACCUGUGAUUCAAUUUUCCAUCUUCCAAAAAAUCAUCAAAAAUCUCAAAAACGUGUAGAAAACAUGAAUAUUAUUUUUAAAUCAUCAAUCUUCUUGUGGUUCUUAUAUUCUUAUUACAUUUCCAACAUGUCAACACUUCUUACGCCGCUCAAUUCGUCCUAGUUCGGACGAAAUCAUCAUGGAUAAUAUCGGGGAAAACUCAGAAAAUCGUCCAAAAAUCAAUAUCAAGCUUCAGAAAUAGUUCUAAGUUUCACAUAUUCUCAUUCCCCAAGGACUGCUGGACAUUUUCCACUAAAAAUUAAAAUUUUGAUUUUUCUACAGUAAUCCAUCUACUACGGUAACUCAUAGUAUGAUGGACGGAAAAAUUUAAAAAUUUGCACAGAGAAUUUUCAUGCCGUGAGUUAUAAUUUCGCCAAGUUUCAUCCAAAUCCAUGGACCGCUACCAGAGUUAUUGAAGAUUAUAUUUUCCAAAAACUCCUUUUUUGAACCUUCAAAAUCGGUUUUUCAUCCUUAUAGUAACUACUGGGCACAUUUUGGAAACCAUAUCUCAGGCAUAAGUUGACCGAUUUUUUAUUUUUAAAAAGUAUUUGGACUAAUUCGAGUACUGCGAGCCAAGUUAUGACGUUAGUUUUUGCCCUAAGGGGUCAAAUAUGGCCAAAAACACAAUGCUAAAAUAUUGCCAAAAUGGCGGGAAACGGUGUUUUUGAUCGAAUUUGAGCGGAUUUUUGUGUGUUAUGGCUUUUGUAUAUACUCAAGAUCUUAUGCUUUAAAUGUUGUAUUUUUCAUGGCAGGUUGAGGGUGUUUCAUGCUGAAAGUUCUAAUCUCAGAUUUUUAAGCAGAAAGUGGAAUAUCUCACCACGUUGGAACGUUAAAAAUAAAAAAAUAACGCGAAUGUGCUGCUCAGACACUUCUUCAACUUUUUUAAUCAUGUAACCGCCAAGAUCCGUUCAAAGAAAAACUUUCCCGCCAUUUUGGCAAUAUUUUGGCAUUGUGUUUUCGGCCAUAUUUGACCUCUUAGGGCAAAAACUAACGUCAUAACUUGGCUCGCAGUACUCGAAUUAGUCCGAAUACUUUUUAAAAAUCAAAAAUCGGUCAACUUAUGCAUGAGAUAUGGUUUCCAAAAUGUGCCCAGUAGUUACUACAAGGAUGAAAAACCGAUUUUGAAGGUUCAAAAAAGGAGUUUUUGGAAAAUAUAAUCUUCAAUAACUCUGGUAGCGGUCGAUGGAUUUGGAUGAAACUUGGCGAAAUUAUAAUUCACGGCAUGAAAAUUCUCUGUGCAAAUUUUUUAAUUUUUCCGUCCGUCAUACUAUGAAUUACCAUAGUAAAUGGAUUACUGUAGAAAAAUGAAAAUUUUCAUUUUUAGUGGAAAAUGUCCAGCAGUCCUUGGGGAAUGAGAAUAUGGGCGACUUAGAACUAUUUCUGAAGCUUGAUAUUGAUUUUUGAACGAUUUUCUGAGUUUUCCCCGAUAUUAUCCAUGAUGAUUUCGUCCGAACUAGGACGAAUUGAGCGGCGUAAAAAGUGUUGACAUGUUGGAAAUGUAAUAAGAAUAUAAGAACCACAAGAAGAUUGAUGAUUUAAAAAUAAUAUUCAUGUUUUCUACACGUUUUUGAGAUUUUUGAUGAUUUUUUGAUUUUUUGGAAGAUGGAAAAUUGAAUCACAGGUAAGAAGGUCGUGAAAGUAAAUUGAAAACAUCAGACAGGCCAUUUGAUUGUCAAAUCCAUCGCCAGACUCCAGGAAAAACCAAUGCAUAGCAUUUGAGAAGGUAAAUUAUAUUAUCCAUGACAUCUGGAUAAAAAUUCUCCAAUUAUUCAUCAUUAUUGGUCAUAAAUUGAGCCGGUUGCCCAUUUAUAACAAAGAACAUACCAAUAUCCUUACGAAUAUACAGGUUUAAGCCAAUGGAAGGUCGGGGAUUUGUAAUGAAAAAAUAUUUUGGACAAAAUUAGUUGAAAAAUAGUGAAACACUGUUCAAAUUUGACUAAAAGUUAACUUUUAAAAACUUUUUCGAUGUAUUUUGUCAUUGCCAGUAAGGUUCUAAGUAGUAAAUGAGGUUUUCCUGUCUUACAAACCGCUUUUACUUCCAAAAACAAAAAAUUUUUUGCUCAAAACAGAAUGCCAAAAAAAAUUGGCACCCCAAUUUUUCGUUUCAAGACAAAAAUUAAAAAAAAAUUUUUUUGAAAGGGGCCGGGCCCAAAUUUUUUCAGGCCCCACGGCCCGGCCCGAAAAACCAACCCUAGGCCCCACGGCCCGGCCCCCGGAACGUUGGGCCCGGCCCGGCCCUUUUCAAAAUUUCCAAAGCCCGGCCCGGCACGUCAAGAAAAAAUAAAAGAAAAACGGGCGCCCAAUGAAAAAGCCUAGAAUUUUUUUUGGCAUUCUGCCCUGUGCAAAUCCGUUUUUGUCCAAAUGGUUUGCAAUAUUUUGACGUAAAGAUUAAUAGUAAAUCACAAGAUAUUGAUACCAAUAGAAAGCUCGAGGGCUGCUUAAGCUAAUAGAACCAAAAUAUGCCCAUAAUCGUAGUAUUUUGACAGUUUUCCAUGGCGAAGAAUACAACGUCUAAAUAAAAAUUUGUAUCGACGAUACCGAGUCAGAGAGCACUGGAAGGAGGUAUAGGCUCCACGUCAAAAAAAUCCUUAAACUGUUCUUCGAGUAUCUACACCGGUCCCGUCCCGCUUGAUGGGACAGUUUUUUUGAUAGUUGGCCUUGAAAUUUGCACUAUUUUUAGCCUAGCUCGAACCAUGUUCAGAAAAUGCGUCACGAUGAUACCCAUCUAGAAUGUACCAGCGGUAUAAAAAACAGUUGUAUACGACUAGUAGUACUCCCUAGAGUUCCCAUUAAAAAAAUUAGGUUAAAAAUUGUUGUUAUGUGCAAUUUGGAUGACAGGUUUUAUGAAUUUUUUUUCGCUGUGAGAACCUUUGCAAUGCCCGCAAUUUCUUGACGUGCCCGGCCCCCCUGCCAUGUCUGGUUUUGGGCGAAAAAUUAAAAAAUUUUUGUUAUUGUUGUAGCUUUGAAAGGAAUUUUUAUGAUUUUAGAGCAGAAAAAAAGCUCUUUGGAAAAAUUUUAUUUUUUUCUCUACCCGGAAUCGAACUCGCAAGAUUUUUCCCCAAGCUCAAUCUCACAACCACUGCGCCAUGAGCGCAAUUUUUAAUUUCGCGCGGUUUAGGAAGUAUACACGUCGGAAAAGCAGCAGCAACUCGAUGAGCACCCCACAUACCGAACAUACCCAUGAAAAUACACCAAGUAUCUUGGAGAACGACCUCUCCGAAGACACCUUCGAAUUGGACGCUGUGAGCUUUGAUUUCCAAAUCAUGAAGACCCUGAACCGAAACAAAGACGACCAUGAAAAAUACCAUGCACAUUCGGUGGUAAGAAGACGUUUGGAAUUGGUUUUAGACCUCAAUCUAUAUUCUCCACCCCAUUUUUUGAUGUUCCCAAUUUUCAGAAUUCGAAAAACAUAAUCCGACCCGAAGAUUUGGUCCCAGAAAAUUACAUGGAGACCGUGAAGUUUGCCAGAGUGGAUACAUUACCGGUUUCCGAGCAAGACACGGACAUUUGGAUCCUUUCCGACCCGGAAAAACAAUCCAUGCAACAGCUGAGAGCGUUAUUAGAUGGAAGAGAGGGGGUCUCAAGCAGUUUGAAGAGUGAUGUAGCAUCUACACGUAAGGAAUGGAACCCAGAAGAGGAUGGAAUCGCUUGCCCUGUGGUUGCACUGCCGUCCGAGCCAACAAACAUGCUAAAAGUGAGAUUUUUAGGAAUGUUUUGAGUGUAUUUAUAUUAUGAAAAAUUAAAUGUCGUGUUUUACAGUUAAAAUACGACUUUUGAAUUUUUGGUUCCGCCGGGAUCGAACCCACGACCUUUUGAUUACAAGUCUGAUUCACUACCGACUGCGCCAAAAUGGCAAAUUUUUUAAAGUUUCCAAAAGUACCAAAAAUGAUGCCCUGAGGAUAUAUAUCGUGUUUUCAGAACAUUUUCCUCCCGUAUCAGCCCGAAACGAGCCUUCAAUCCGACCCAAAUACCGAACUCAACGUCUCCGACGAAAGCCAUAACACCACCUCGUCGAUUGACAUUGUCCUGAGCAAGGGCCAUCGUCAUGAGAAAUGCUUCUAUUGUGUGACGAAGAAAAGGCCAUGGAACAUGUUCGUCAAGGUCCGAGACCCGGAGGAAUACCGGCAAAAGGAAUACGAAGAAUGUCGGGAGGAGAUUCUGAAGACAAUCGGGAUUCUCGAGCUGAGAGAACAGGUGACCACCACCCGGUUGGCAAAGUGAGUUGGGAUUUUCGGGGGAUUUGAGGGAUUGAGGGGUAAAAUACGAUGAGAAUCAUUUUUUGAAUUAAAAUUUUUUGGAGUUAGGGGCCACUUUUGAUGGUGUUUUAGAGGACCCAAGCACGGGAAAGACAAAAAAAAGUUGGGUUAG
Bursaphelenchus xylophilus (pine wood nematode) is the source of this 9824-nucleotide messenger RNA. Lineage: Eukaryota; Metazoa; Nematoda; Chromadorea; Rhabditida; Aphelenchoididae. The record is from the annotation of a GenBank genome assembly.